GGGCACUUUUACAGCGUUGACAUAGUACCUAGAAGAAGGUUAGGGGGCUGCGAUUAAUGAGUCCCCAAAGCGCCAUGAACUCCUACCUGGACUACCCGCUCUGCAACCGCAGCCAGAACCUGUUCAAGGCCGGAUACUUGAACCACGGAUACGUGACGGCGAGUGACGGCUACGGCCAGGACGCGCGCUUGACGCACCAGAGCCUUCCGGUGCACCAGGCGCACGUCGACUUGGAGCCGCAGUUCGCUGCGCCGCCACCGGGGAACUCGGGGUACGGAUCCCCGCUGGAGUACGGACACCAGCAGUACGGCCUGGCCCCCGAGCAGGACCGGGUAUACAACAUGGCGCCUUACGCCGGGGACAGCGCGCAGUACCUGCACUACGGCGGCGGGGAGUACCCGGAGAGUGGGUACAUGCGUGGGGCGGCCCAGCACAAGGACCGGGACGUGGAUCAGGCCGAGGAAAGCUCCAAGACUUUCGACUGGAUGAAAGUGAAGAGGAACCCUCCCAAAACAGCGCUCCUGUCCGAGUUCGGCGUCCCGGGCCAGCACAACGUGAUCCGGACUAACUUCACCACCAAGCAGCUGACGGAGCUGGAGAAGGAGUUCCACUUCAACAAGUACCUGACGCGGGCCCGGCGGGUGGAGGUGGCCGCCGGCCUGGAGCUCAACGAGACGCAGGUGAAGAUCUGGUUCCAGAACCGCAGGAUGAAGCAGAAGAAGCGGGAGAAGCUGCAGGGCGCCGAGAAGCGCCCGGAGGCCCCCUGCGCCACCGUGCCCACGCCCAAGACCGCGGACUGAAACAUAACAUAAGACUGGGGGAGCCUUCCUCGAAUAAAGACCGAUUAAAUCAGGGGUGUCCAAAGUGCGGCCCGGGGGCCAUUUGCGGCCCGCAGGCCAUUUUUUAACGGCCCCCGGCACAUUUUAAAAAUACGAUUGAAAAAAGUAAAAAACAUUAAAAGUGGUAUUUAAAGA
Molecule: messenger RNA, 974 nt
Organism: Entelurus aequoreus (snake pipefish)
Lineage: Eukaryota; Metazoa; Chordata; Actinopteri; Syngnathiformes; Syngnathidae
Product: homeobox protein Hox-B1b-like
Exons: 2
Coding region: 57-800 (247 amino acids)
Biological process (GO): regulation of transcription by RNA polymerase II
Cellular component (GO): nucleus
Molecular function (GO): RNA polymerase II cis-regulatory region sequence-specific DNA binding; DNA-binding transcription factor activity, RNA polymerase II-specific
Source: RefSeq, a predicted model, not a curated record